UCCGCCCGUCCGGGUCACGUGGCGAGGCCGCCGCCACGGCCGUCACCACGGCGGGCGGCUGCACUCGACCGCCGCCGCCGCCGCCGCCGCCGCCGCUGCCGCGCCCCCGGACGGGCCGGGCCCUGGCUCCUGCCCCCCACCGCGGCCACCCCUGCUGCUUUCCUGUCCCCUGGGACGUUGGGGGUCGGGCAGGGCGGGACAUGGGUGACCGGAAGUGGGAGUUGUGAGCGUCGCCGCUCGGGGCGGGGAGGGCCGAGGCGCCGUCGGGCCUCCGCGACUCACGCAUGGAGAGGGCUGGGCGUCGGGCUGCGCACCGACCGCUAACCGGGACGCGCGGGCUCUGCGGGGCAGAGGCUGUGCUGAAGCGACCGGCCUCUUCAGGCGCGGGAACAUGAGGCUAGGCUCGGGGCCCGCGGCGGGCGUGGCGCGCGGUGUGCGGGCCUGCCCGGGUCGCGGGUGAACGGCGCGGAGCCCCGGGACUUGGUAAUUGGCGCGAGCGCGCGCGCGCAUGCGCGGGCCGGCGGCACGUGGCGGGGCGCAGGGCGGCACCGCGCGGGAAGCGCCGCGGUGUUCUGGAAGUCCGCGGGCCUGGCGACCUCCUGCCUCCUGUGCCGGGCCUAACGGAGGCCGGCACCACCAUGGGUCCCACUCUGCAGCCCCCACCUGGUCCCUGUAGCCCUGAGCAGCCGGGAAGGGGCCCGCGCGGGUCUUGUUUAUCCUGGGGUGGGCCCUGGAGCCAGCCUGUCCUGAGUACCCGCCCUCGCGCGGCUUAGUGGCCUCUCCCUGCAGCCCGUCGUUGUUGGCGGCGGCAUGGUCUUCUGUCUGGAGAACGAGGAGCCGCGCCGCCCGCUGCGGAGCACCAUGGUCCAUUUCCAGGCCUCGGAAGUCCAGCAGCUGCUACACAACAAGUUCGUGGUCAUCUUGGGGGACUCAAUCCAGCGGGCUGUGUACAAAGACCUGGUGCUUCUGCUCCAGAAGGACUCACUGCUCACAGCUGCCCAGCUGAAAGCCAAGGGGGAGCUGAGCUUUGAACAGGACCAGCUGGUGGCCGGGGGUCAGCUGGGUGAGCUGCACAACGGGACGCAGUACCGAGAGGUCCGCCAGUUCUGCUCGGGUUCUGGCCACCACCUUGUACGCUUCUACUUCCUCACCCGCGUUUACUCUGAGUACCUCGAGGGAGUCCUGGAGGAGCUGACUUAUGGACCUGCCCCAGACCUGGUGAUCAUCAACUCCUGCCUCUGGGAUCUCUCCAGGUAUGGCCGCUGCUCGAUGGAGAGCUACCGAGAGAACCUGGAGCGGGUUUUCGUGCGCAUGGACCAGGUGUUGCCAGACUCCUGCCUGCUGGUGUGGAACAUGGCAAUGCCCUUAGGAGAGCGUGUCACUGGGGGUUUCCUUCUGCCUGAGCUCCAGCCCCUGGCGGGCUCUCUGCGGCGGGAUGUGGUGGAAGGGAACUUCUACAGCGCUACGCUGGCCGGGGACCACUGCUUUGAUGUCCUGGACCUCCACUUUCAUUUCCGACAUGCAGUACGGCACCGUCACCGGGACGGUGUCCACUGGGACCAGCACGCCCACCGCCACCUCUCACACUUGCUUCUGACCCAUGUGGCUGAUGCCUGGGGUGUGGAGCUGCCCAAGCGUGACUAUCCCCAUGACCCGUGGAUUGAGCACUGGCCAGAGCUGGAUCAUCUCUUCCAGGGGAGCCACGGGCAGCCCUCAGACUUCAGGGAGCAGCUGGCCUUGCCCCCACCUUCUCCUUUACCCCCUCCCAUGCCUUUUCCCUACCCUCUUCCUCAGCCCUCCCCACCUCCUCUGUUUCCACCCCUGCCCCAGAAUCCCCCUUUUUUCCCAGGCCCGCCCUUCCCACCCCGUGAAUUCUUCAGUGUUAAUCCAACGGAAGACUUCUCGAUGCCACCCCACUUAGGAUGUGGCCCUGGAGCGAACUUUGUGCCUGGCCCCCUGCCUCCUCCAGUCCCCAGCCCUGUCCCCCAUGGUCAGCACCGGGGCCUGGCCAUCCAUCGGGGGAUGCCACGCUGUGUUCAAAACAGCCCCUACCAUGUGCCGCGAAUGGGAGCGCCCUGCAGGCAGCGUCCCAGACACUCAGAUAGGCUGAUCCACACAUACAAACUGGACAGACGGCCUCCUGCCCAUUCAGGGACAUGGCCUGGGUAGACUGGAUCUUGCGCUGGGGCUGGAUAUGCCGGUGGUCCUGCAGUGCCUGCUUGCCACCCCAGGUGCUGGGCCAGAAUAUCUUGCUGUGCCUGGCAUUGUUGUUGUCCAUUGCUGUCACCAAUAAAGGCAUGGAAGAACAGAGUGGCAUCUUUCUGUGUAAGGGAGUGGGUACCCAACCAUGAUCUUAAAGGCUGGGGAGGCUGCCUCUGGGCUCUCUGCAACCUUGGACCUUUUAACCCACACUGUUUAGAAAUCAAUGCAUCCUUCCUACUGUCUCACACACUCAUUUACACCCUCACCAGAACACGUGUACUUAACAAAGACCCUGGAGAGGUUCCCUGUUGUCAGCCCCUCUUUGGGAUUGGGAAAUAUCAAGGGCUACAUUGAAAUUGUCCAUAUUUUAUAUGGAAUUUGGAAUCUGGCUAGUUCUCACCUAUAUCAGUCUCACUCAUUCAUGUGUAUGUUCAGUGUUCAUCUGCUCCUGGAGAUAAAAGACAAAUACCUUACCUUUCACAAUUUCUUGACAAAUGGUACGCACUCAGUAAGUGGUUGGAACUAAAGAAGCUCCCAAGCCCAAGUGGGAGACUGAUAAGAAACCCACUACUUAAUAGAUACACUAUGCAGUGGGAGCAAAGUGAACACAGACCAACUUCUUUGGUCGGUGGGCGGUAGAGGAGGAGCCGAGGGAGAGUUCCAAGGUGGGAAGUAGGGAGCUGUGCCAAACUCCAUAAGGAAGUUAAAGAAAGAGAACAGUGUCUCAGCUUUGACAAAUGAUCUUGACUACGAAGCAUCAAGGGUGCAGUGUGGGUUAAAUGUACUGAGGUGGGGGAUGGAGCUUGGCAGUGGGCUGAUCAGGAAAACAAGGAAACACAGAGACCAACUAGGUAAUCUUCAAGUGGAAUAUGAUGGAAGAGAGG
This is a messenger RNA of Hippopotamus amphibius kiboko, 3086 nucleotides long. RefSeq names its product PC-esterase domain containing 1A (gene PCED1A). NCBI's taxonomy places the organism in Eukaryota, Metazoa, Chordata, Mammalia, Artiodactyla, Hippopotamidae. The coding region runs from base 811 to 2169 and encodes 452 amino acids. The record is from RefSeq and is a predicted model, not a curated record. The transcript has 7 exons.